AUGCAGUUCUCCUCUAUUUUCACCAUUACAGUUGCCGCCAUGCUGUCUGCUCCUGCUCUGGCUUGCAAGUGCUAUGUGAAUGGCCACCAGGAUACCGGUAGAACCAGAUCAUGCUGCAACUCGCUCAGCGGUGUUUUCCGGGGCGGCAAUGACUGCCUUGCUAGCUCUAUCUCGGAACGCCUUUCAAAUUUCCGACGAUGCUGUGGUGGUCAAUCAGAUUGUGACUACCCCCACCUUGCUCAAGCUGCAGAUGGGCUGGAAGUCCAGGAAUUGGAUCACAUAAAGACCAUCGUUGUUCCUGCUGCUCCUACCCCUGCUGUCGAGAAAUAG
Messenger RNA from Aspergillus bombycis, 330 nucleotides. RefSeq lists its product as uncharacterized. The record is from RefSeq and is a predicted model, not a curated record. Lineage: Eukaryota; Fungi; Ascomycota; Eurotiomycetes; Eurotiales; Aspergillaceae. The transcript has a single exon. The coding region runs from base 1 to 330 and encodes 109 amino acids.